This is a messenger RNA of Schistocerca serialis cubense, 2896 nucleotides long. RefSeq lists its product as uncharacterized. The transcript has 10 exons. The record is from RefSeq and is a predicted model, not a curated record. The coding region runs from base 1 to 2079 and encodes 692 amino acids. Lineage: Eukaryota; Metazoa; Arthropoda; Insecta; Orthoptera; Acrididae.
AUGGCUUAUACUCGUCUGGGUCACGUGUGUGGCUUCCCCGGGAGACCAGUGGAUGGCGGCUUCUACUUAGACUUGAAGGUUGCGCGGCCGGGCGACACUGUGGAAUACUUCUGCUGGCCCGGAUUCUCGCUGUUCGGAAAGAAGGAGCGCGUCUGCCUGACCGAGGGGUUUUGGUCCGACCACAUGCCAGUCUGCAUGGAGAACCUGGCGGAGGGACAGCACACGGCUUCGUCCAUAGUAAAGCAGGGGCAGGUAUCCAGCCUGGCGGUGGAUGGCGACAGGACCACAUGCACCAUUCUGGAUCGCGCCACCACACAGCGCUACUGGCAAGUCGAUCUGCCGCCAGGUGUGCGCAUCGGUCACGUCGCCAUCACCAUCUCCCCCCUUGACGAGGAUGACGAGAAAAGAAGGAGGAGAGAAGUGUGGCCCGGAGAGCAUUUCGUUGCUGAGAGUACACAAGACGGCAAAAGGAAAAAGAGACAUUUCUACACCCAGCACUUCCAGUUUCCAAAAAAACCCUUCCAGCAGCUCACAAUAUAUAUUGCCAUGGUAACAGAGGCUUUAAUGGCGCUGUACUCGAAGUGCUUGGAAUUCAAAGGGCUGUUCUACAAAUCUCGCAUGGUGCUCCCGUGUGACGGCAAGGAUGGCCUCAGUGGAAAAUUCCUGUACAUCCAAGACAAUAGCAACGAGUACACACAGACGGUUCUCUGCGAAGUCGAAGUCUUCGCUUACAGAGGUGCAGAAAAAUGCGGUGAACCGGAAAUUCCCGUGUACGGCAACGUGACAGUGGAUGAUGGAACAGCAACUUAUACGUGCGACCAAGGCUACAAGCUUCAAGGAGUCAGGAUCCGGGUGUGCUCAGUUGGAGGACUAUGGUCCGAUUACCAACCCGUCUGCGUUGAGAUUACCUGCGGUAACCCGGACCAGUAUCCCCACGCCGAGAGCGAGCUUACUAACGGGUCAUCGACUAUAAAUGCUACUGCUGAAUACAAGUGUGACUACGGCUACAUGAUGUCUCAAGAGUCCAUUAAGACGAUGGUGGUAUGUCAACAAGAUGGGACCUGGGACAAAGCUUAUUUUACCUGUGACAGAGAUUAUACAAUCGAUUUAAGAUUUUAUCUUGGGGACAAGCGAAAGACUGGAUAUUCCUUCAUCGGAAGAGAAGACCCUUUUAGCUUUCCGUUAGUGACUGCAGCACUGUGCGUAGGUGUGCUUGUGAUGCUGGCUGUUGUAGUGGCCUGUAUCAUCACAUGGUAUCGUGCCAAACGAGUGAGAGAGAUGUCAGCUACUGAUGAUGAUGAUGACAAUUCUUUCGCAACAAACGAAGAAGACUAUAUUAAUACAGAAGAGUAUCCCACACCAAGUAAUGUUCCAACAAUUUCCGUGAGUGAUCGGGCGUUCAAUGAACUGCCACCUAUUUUGGAAGAUGAAGAGUCUUUUGAAAUGCAACCCCUUGAAAUUCCAUAUAGCUGGGAGCGCAGAGAACUAGAUACAAAAAUUUCAAUUCCGGAAGUCCAAACCAAUGCAAAGAAAACUAUUACUUGGGGAGAAACCAAAUACGAGACGGUAUCAAACUCUCCAACAAAUGAAUAUUGCUACAAAGCUUUAGGAAUGAGAGCAGAUGAUAGUGUGAUGUUGGCUAUGGAAACAUUGCCGGAGCCGCAAGCAGAUAUUGAAACAGAUGAUAACAAUGAUAGCGAUGGAAGUAACACUGAGGUAAAAAUUCGUUGGUCACUCCCUUCUUCCCUCAAAUCCUUUUUUAAGUUCAAAAAAAUAUUUUUUGGAAACGGAAUGCGCAACAAGGAUCGUCCACAGAACAAAGCCGAGAUGUGUGCUCAGGUAGAUAAUUUCCUUGACGAGAAUCCGGAGGCAGAUGAAAAUUUGCAGUACCAGGAGUGCAGUGGUGGAAUUGCAAAUCCGAGUGCCGAUCAGGUGGUCGCUUUGUCUCAUUACGUUCUCGUUGAUGGAAACCCUGAUCUCUAUCCAGGCCUUCCUACGGGGCCAGCUAAGAUCCCAAAGGGGCGUUCAACCUUCUCAGCUUUCAAGCAGCUCUUUUCUCCAUAUACUGAUAAAAUGUAAAUUUGGUGGUAUCUACAGUCACCAACAACAGUCAGUUUCACAUUAAAUGACAUAUAUUGAUGAGAUAUUUGAAGAGAGAAAUUUAUAAAACAGAAAUUUAUGAAACCACUAAUUUUUCAAUUGAAAAACGUGGGAAAAUGGUGUUGUGUUCACUACUAUCGUUAGAGUUGUAAAAAUGAUUUCUAAGUAAUCGACGUCUUUCGAAGAAGAAGGUAUAGUUGGUGGACGCAUUCAUUUUCCCGUGAAUCUCAGCAAUUACAUAAAAACCACAUAAAAAAAGGAAGAGAGGAAAAACAUAUAAAAAUCGGUGUUCAUUGUUCACAUGGUAAAUUAAAGAACAUAUCGUUUUCAAAGUAAUUUAAAGCGAUAUUAAAUAUAUAUUCUAUAUUUGCAUGUUUGAUGUAUUUUUGUACAUAGCAGAAAUUUAUUCUACGUGGAUAACAAUAGUUCUUCAUGAAAAAAUAUCAGUGAUGUCGAGUGUUUUCCUAUUUACAAAAAUAACAUAUUUUCGAACAAAAAUUCCGGGAAAUGAGGAAAAGUACGGAAAAGGGCACUACAUAAGAAAUUUUUUGAUGAAAGAUAUAAAUUUUACCACUCAAGAUCACGUCAUACGGAAGGGGCAUCAAAAAUUUAUGAAAAUAUAAUUUUUUUCAAUCCUGCUUUUCAUAUUGAUUAUGCAAGUUAAAUGUUGUACCAUGUUUAUUGCAAAUUAACAAAUUAGUUGUGACAUGUAAACUCAGAGAAUUGUAAAUUAGGUGUUUCUGCUUUUACCCCUGUGGAUGUCAAUGUUAGUCUCCAUAAAUAAUAACUUACCCAU